This is a messenger RNA of Argiope bruennichi, 1307 nucleotides long. RefSeq names its product very-long-chain 3-oxoacyl-CoA reductase-like. Gene Ontology annotation, molecular function: oxidoreductase activity. Gene Ontology annotation, cellular component: endoplasmic reticulum. The record is from RefSeq and is a predicted model, not a curated record. Bases 117 to 1130 code for a protein of 337 amino acids. Lineage: Eukaryota; Metazoa; Arthropoda; Arachnida; Araneae; Araneidae. The transcript is spliced from 10 exons.
UUUAGUUUAGAGUUAGAACUAGUCGUGUUGUGGCUGAGCGACGCACGCUGUGUUUGGUAACUGCGUUUAGAGAUAUAAUCUAUUACAUUUGAGAAUUAGCUGGAAUUAAUUGCAUUAUGUCUACAGAUGAAAAGUGCAGUUUACCUGCUCAUGACUCUAAAGGAAUUGUGUGGUUCAUAGGUGUACUUGUUAUUUGUUGGUUAUUAUUUAAACUAUUACGAUCGCUCUGGCGUGGACUGUAUACAUGUUUUAUUGCUGAUUUAAUAGGAGCUACUGUUGAUUGGAAAAAACUUGGAAGAUGGGCCAUUGUUACGGGUUCCACUGAUGGUAUUGGAAAAGAAUAUGCAAAUGCUCUUGCAGCCAAAGGAUUUAACAUAGUUUUAAUUAGUAGGAAUCAGGAAAAGCUAGAUACUGUUGCUCAAGAAAUUGAAAAGAAAUACUCUGUAAAAACCAAGACAGUAGCUGUUGAUAUCACGGAUGAACCAGUUAUUUAUGAUAAGAUUCGAAAAGAAGUUGAAGAUUUGGACAUUGGUGUAUUAGUUAACAAUGUUGGAAUGAGCUAUCAGUAUGCAGAAUAUCUUACUAAAAUUCCUAAUGCAGAAAAGUUUUCUGACAAUCUCAUCAAAGCUAACAUGGUGUCCUGUAUAAGGAUGACAUUAAUUGCUCUACCUAUUAUGGAAAGAUUGGGAAAAGGCGUCAUUCUGAAUGUUUCAUCUCUGUCUGCUCUGUCACCUGUUCCUUUAUUAAGCAUAUAUAGUGCCAGCAAGGUGUUUGUGAAUUAUUUUUCCAAAGCAACACAAGAAGAAUAUCAAAAGAAAGGCAUUAUUAUUCAAUCUGUACUCCCUGGAUUUGUGUCAACUAACAUGUCCAAAAUGAGACCUAGUUUUACCACCUGUACUGCCAAGGCUUAUGUAAAGUGGGCUAUGAAGACAGUAGGAGUGGAAACUCAAACCUAUGGGUAUCCUGUUCACAAAUUACAAGGCUAUGUGCAGGAGUUAAUUAUUGAAUAUCUGCCAGAAAGCGUGGGUCUUGCCAUUAACAGCAAAAUGAUGAAUGACAUUCGAAGGCGUUAUUACAAGAAAUAUGGAUUAGUGGAUGAUGAAAAAAAGAGCUCAUCAAAGAAUAAAUGAACAAUUCCACCUUUAUUAGCAUUUAAAUAAAUUAUACUUUUCGUUAUUAUUAUUUCAUAAAUAAUUUUCAAAGUGCUUAAAACCAGUGGGGGAAUAUAUCUUCUUGUGAAUUUCAACUGCAUAUUUUGAUACUUUUUUAUUUUUGCAUUUAUCAAUAAAUGUUAUUUCAUGUCUUUA